Xenopus tropicalis (tropical clawed frog) is the source of this 2117-nucleotide messenger RNA. It is a transcript of the gene acod1lb, whose product is annotated as aconitate decarboxylase 1 like gene b. NCBI's taxonomy places the organism in Eukaryota, Metazoa, Chordata, Amphibia, Anura, Pipidae. Gene Ontology annotation, biological process: defense response; tolerance induction to lipopolysaccharide; positive regulation of antimicrobial humoral response. The record is from RefSeq and is marked provisional. Gene Ontology annotation, cellular component: mitochondrion. Gene Ontology annotation, molecular function: aconitate decarboxylase activity; protein homodimerization activity; lyase activity.
ACAGCAGCAGCUCUCCAUUCUCACUAAGCUCUGCUAUUGCCCUCACUGCCCAGACAUGUUCUCAGCCACCUUGCAGAAUUCCAAGAAACUUCAGCAGAUAUGCAGACAGCUCCACAGCGCUGCUUUAAAAGUCGCUGUCAGUCCUCAGUAUGAAGAAUCUGUCACAAGCACUUUUGCCUCAUUCAUCACUGACAUUCGCCCUGAGCACCUCUCAGACGUUGUACGGCACAGAAGUAAGCGCAUGAUCCUGGACAACAUCGGAGUCGGCCUCGUGGGCACAACCACUCAUGUGUUCGACAUUAUUCUGCAGUACUGCCAGGAUUUGCACUCUUCUGGAUAUGGGAAAGCAGCUGUUAGCUCAGUGUAUGGAAGAAAGGACCUAAUGCUGUCACCAACCCUGGCUGCCUAUGUCAAUGGAGUUGCAGUUCACUCCAUGGACUUCGAUGACACCUGGCACCCUGCCACCCAUCCCUCAGGCGCAGUGGUGCCUUCCAUUCUGGCACUGAGCCAAUUGUUCUCUAAAGAGAAGCGAAUCAGUGGGGAAGACCUACUAACUGCCUAUAACGUGGGGAUUGAGGUGCAAGGACGGCUCAUGUGUUUCUCCCACGAAGCCAAGAAUAUUCCUAAAAAGUUUCACCCUCCCUCAGUUGUCGGAACCAUGGGAAGUGCAGCAGCAGCAGCCAAACUCCUGUCAUUAAACCGAGAGCAAUGCACCCACGCACUGGCCAUUGCCGCCUCGCUGGCUGGGGCUCCCAUGGCAAAUGCUGCAACACUUUCAAAGCCGCUGCACAUUGGAAAUGCCACCAGACUGGGCCUAGAAGCUGCACUGCUGGCCUCAAAGGGAAUGGAAGCCAAUGCUCUUAUUCUGGAUUACGUUCCCGGCUGCUCAGGUUUUAGUGCUUUCUAUGGAGAUUAUCAGCCCAAAUCAUUGUCCCCGGCAGGAGAGGACUAUGAAUUUCUCCUGGAGAAGCAAGACAUUGCCUUUAAGUCUUUCCCGGCACAUCUGGGAAUGCACUGGAUAGCAGACGCCUCCGUCUCUGUUAGAAACAGACUCAUAAACCACUAUGGCUCAUUCGAUCCAUCUGCCAUUCAGUCCAUAGUUCUCCGAGUCCCAGUAUCCAAAUACAUCAACAGGCCUUAUCCUGAGUCAGAGCAUGAGGCACGCCACUCUUUCCAGUUCAAUGCUUGCACAGCUCUCCUGGAUGGACAAGUCAACGUUGGCUCCUUCAGCGAGGACAACCUGCAUCGGCGUGACCUCCACCGCCUCUUGAAGAAGGUGGUACUGGAGCAUCCGGAAGACAAUGUGGCAAACUUCGAUAAAAUGUACGGAGAAGUCGUCAUUGUGCUGAAAAACGGAGAUGUGAAGAUAGGAAGAACCGACACGUUCUAUGGUCAUUGGAGGAACCCGCUGAGCAGGGAGUCUCUGCUGAAGAAAUUCCGUUCCAAUGCCCUCCAUGUGCUGGGGGAAGGCCAAGUGGAAGAUGUGAUAGAGAUAGUAGAGAACAUAGAAAGUGUCAGCGACGUCUCUCAGCUCCCACUGUCCCUUCAGUAACACAAAGUCACAAAUACCCAGUCAUACCCUGAAUGUUUCUAUGGUACAUUGACCUUCUCUGCCCGGUGGCAACCCUAUCUGCAGCCUGGCCAGGCCAUUUUCAUUUAUGUGUAAAUAUGUGAUUAAUAUGUAUUUAUCAUUAUUAUAUAUUUCAGCUUAAUAUUCCCUAAUUACUCAGGGUAAUUGCCCCCGGCUCUGAUUGGCAUUAAUACCUCAACUAUUAAUAGCAUUUUUUUUUAUAGCGCCUGUAAAUCAGAGCUGGAACAAACAGAUCAUUAGAAUCCCCUGUAAUGGUGAUAAUUGCAAUUCAACCUCAGUGAUCUUUUGGGACUAAACCUCUCCCCCCCCCCCCCCCCCCCCCCCCCACCCCAACUUGUUUACAUAUUAUUUAUUAUUCUAUGACUUGAAUGCAUUUAUAUUAUAUUUGUAUUAUUUCACUGUGAUCCACAUUGUUUUGUUAUUAUAUUGUGUUUAUAGUGUAUUCUGGUUUCCUUGAAGGUCCCAUUUAUAUGUCUGUUUGUUGUUAAACCUUAAAUAACAAUAAAAAGGGAAAGAAAACCCUAAA